This is a messenger RNA of Aspergillus oryzae RIB40, 810 nucleotides long. Its product is annotated as Ulp1 protease family protein. Gene Ontology annotation, biological process: proteolysis. The record is from RefSeq and is a predicted model, not a curated record. Gene Ontology annotation, molecular function: deNEDDylase activity; cysteine-type peptidase activity. Bases 1 to 810 code for a protein of 269 amino acids. Lineage: Eukaryota; Fungi; Ascomycota; Eurotiomycetes; Eurotiales; Aspergillaceae. The transcript has 4 exons.
AUGCUUGAUGGCGGAUUGGGCAAGUUGCACAAGAGGAUGAAGCGCUUUGGUGAUACGACCUUACAUUUGACAGUGACGAGGGAGGAUAUGCAAUCACUCAAGAAUGACUGGCUCACAGAUAAUAUCAUAUCCUUCUGGGAGGAAUACUUGGAACGCGAGUUCCUCGUCAAUUAUAAAUCAUCCAAUAUUGUUCUUCUGCGGCCCAGCAUGUCGUUCAUGAUCUUGCAGACGCCCAAUCCGCACACACUCCGCGAGGCCUUACCCGACUUCACGCGGACAACGCAUGUCUUCCUCCCUAUUAAUGACUGUCGCAAUGUUACUGAAGCCGAAGGCGGGACUCACUGGUCGUUGCUUCUCAUAUCCAUUGUUGAUGGGAUAGCAUUCCAUUACGAUUCACUUCCUCCUGGAAACGUCCGGGAAGCCGGGACGGUGACCAUGAAAUUUGGCGCUUUACUCAACCGACCCAUUCGAUUCAUUCAUCUACAAGACUCACCGGUACAAGAGAACGGUAGCGACUGCGGUGUAUUUGUGUGUCUGAGUAUGCGACAUUUGCUGCUGAAAAGGCUGUUGACUGCGAACGCCAGCGAGAAAGUUAGCAUGAGUCUCGGCGGAAUGAAAGUAGAUGCCCGCGGAGGGAGAAAAGAGAUGACCAAGAUUAUUGAUGGCUUCCGAAAGGAAGGUGAACGACGCAGGUCGUAUGUCGCUGAACAAGUGCAUCGACGUGAUUAUGCUAACCUUUCAUUGAACAGAGCUAGUCUCAGCCCGCUAGGGAAGAAGUCAGCAAGCCCUGGUCCUCCACGAAUUGAAUGA